Chiloscyllium plagiosum (whitespotted bambooshark) is the source of this 1718-nucleotide messenger RNA. It is a transcript of the gene gprc5c, whose product is annotated as G protein-coupled receptor, class C, group 5, member C. Lineage: Eukaryota; Metazoa; Chordata; Chondrichthyes; Orectolobiformes; Hemiscylliidae. Gene Ontology annotation, biological process: G protein-coupled receptor signaling pathway. Gene Ontology annotation, molecular function: G protein-coupled receptor activity; protein kinase activator activity. The record is from RefSeq and is a predicted model, not a curated record. Gene Ontology annotation, cellular component: signaling receptor complex; extracellular exosome; intracellular membrane-bounded organelle.
ACAGGGUUAGUUUGCAGAGAGUCACUCCCACUCUGUGGCUGGGAGAUUUACCUUAACUCUUCAAAAUCCUUCCCACAUCAACAACAAAUCAGAUCUCUCUCUCUCUCACUCACACACACAAGCAGGAGAGUAGAGCCAGCGAGUGCGUUGGGCUAAUAGCUGAGUGCACUGUAAUCCAGGGAGUGCACUGAAGCGGGGCUUUCAGGCUGUUGCAAGCUCCCAGUUCCCACUCAGACUCCCGGCUCGUUGUAUCUGGAAGGAACGCUCCGGGACAGCGGCGAGACAAGGAGAAGGCACGUGACGAAAUCCAUUUUCAGAUCGACCAACUUGAGUUAAAGAUGAGGCUAAGCACAUUGCAGCUUCCUUUGUGGAUCAGUCUCCUCCCUGUGGCUGCAGCCGUCGCUCCAGUGGGUUGUGCUGCUAGCCUCGACUCACUUUACUUCAACCUUUGUGAUUUAUCAGCUGUCUGGGGGAUUGUGUUACAAGCUCUAGCCAGUGCUGGCAUUCUAAGUUGCUUUGUGCUGACACUAGUUUUAUUAGCGAGCAUACCCUUUGUCCAAGACAGCAAGAGGAAGAGUACCAUUGGAAUUCAGGUUUUUUUCAUUUUUGGCACAUUCGGGCUCUUUUGCCUGGUUUUUGAUUUCAUUAUCAAUAAGGACUUCGCAACCUGCGCUUCCAGAAGGUUCUUGUUUGGCGUUCUGUUUGCAAUCUGCUUUUCCUGCAUGUUGGCACACUCUUUCAGACUGAACUUGCUUGUCAGAAAAAACAAUGGUCCUAAAGCCUGGCACAUUUUUAUCCUGGCAUUUUCUCUCACCCUUGUGGAAGUAAUAAUAAAUACUGAAUGGUUAAUAAUCACCAUUGUAAGGAAUAAUGGCACCAGUUCUGCAUUUCUUGGAGAUCCUUGCAAUAUUGCUAAUAUGGAUUUUGCCAUGGCUUUAAUUUACGUUAUGUUUCUUAUUGCAAUUACAUUUGGUCUUGCUGUGUCCACUCAGUGGGGUCAUUUUAAACAUUGGAAGAAACAUGGUGUAUUUAUCCUUGUCACAGUUAGUUUCUCCAUCGCCAUCUGGAUUGUGUGGAUUGUAAUGUAUGUUUAUGGAAAUAAGAAAGUCGGAAAUCAAACCUGGAAUGAUCCAACACUCUCUAUUGCACUGGUUGCCAACGCCUGGGUGUUUGUCUUUAUGUACAUCAUCCCUGAGAUCUGCCAUCUGACAAAAGCCAGUACGGAGCAGCAUUAUGUCGAAGAGGUAUAUCCAACAAGAGGAGUGGGUUAUGAGACCAUCUUAAAGGAACAGCAAGCUCAACACAUGUACAUAGAAAACAAAGCAUUCUCAAUGGAUGAACCCAAUUCAGCAAACAAGCCCAAAUCCCCUUACACAGGUUAUAGUGGUUACAAUGGACAGCUUCGGAACAGUGUAUACCAGCCGACUGAAAUGGCAUUGAUGAACAAAACCAACUCGUUAGAAAAUCCCUAUGAGCAUUAUAUCCCGAGGGUCACCAUUAACCAGUCAGCGUUUUCCAGUAACGCCUCCACCCUCCGUGCAGAGGAUGCAUUUACAGCUGAGAGCAGGCAGACUGCCCAACAAGAUGGCAGGAAUGGACCGACAUUUUAACACCUUGCAUGGCUGCAGAGAGAACACCGACAAAAUGUGAGCUCCCAAUAUGGAAGAUCUCUGUGGUGAAAGGAGUCUCUCUGCCAACAGUUUGCUAAUUUUUUUUUU